AAGCACACGACACUGCUGAACAGACGGACUUUAUGUUACUAAACGACAGCUUUUUAAAAACAAACUACAAGAAAUACGGCGUCGGUAGCAGCUUUUCUUCAUUAAUUUCUCCAAGAGACGACAAAACUAUUCUUCUUCAAUAAAUCUGAAUGCUUGACAAAAAAUCCAGAAAGUAUAAAGCAGCUUUAAAAUGAUCCAUAAGCACCAUCAACAAAUCUCUGCAGAACUAAAAUUUCUAAAUAAAUCAGAAUAUGUCUGACUUCACUAAGAAACAGACGUGACUGGAAACAGAUGACCUGAACACUAAGGAAUGUGGCAGGCCAUAAAGGCAGAGGAGGAAACGUUAAUUUCUUCUUAUUGAGACGUCUCAUCAGCACUUUCAUGAUGAUUUCCAGUUUAAAACAUACUUUUAUUAUUACUACUGUUUUUUCCUUGAAUAUUGAAAUGUAUAUUUGCACGUGUGCACAAGCUGAAUAUGAGAUAAACGGAACAUGCUGUCCCAUGUGUCCACCAGGAAGCCAUGUUUUUAGAGAUUGCACUGAAAUCAACAACACAACAUGCAAACCAUGUUUUGGUUUAACUUUCAUGGAUGAACCCAACUCCUUUCCAAGAUGCAUUAGCUGUAAGCCAUGUGAUGCUGGACAGGGAUUAAGAAUAAAAACAGCCUGUACACGGACUUCAGAUACAGUCUGUGAGCCGCUGGAGGGAUUUUACUGCACUGAUGAAUACAGCGGCAGCUGCAGAUAUGCAGUGGAACACAGAAAAUGUAGCCCUGGACAAUACAUAAAGCAGAAAGGGACAGCAUUAAAAGAUGCUGAAUGUGCAGAGUGUGCAGAUGGGACCUACUCUAAUGGCUCCCUUCAAAUUUGUAAACCACAUUCAUCGUGUGAAGAUUUUGGACUUAUAGAAAUAACAAAAGGGACAAAUUCUUUGGAUGCUGAAUGUAGAAAAAAACGUCCAGUAGCUCUAAUAGCUGGAGUCUCCCUAGUUAUAGUGGUAGUUUUGGCUGGAUUACUUAUUGCUAUUGUGAGAAUGCGAAGGAAAUGCCAACUUAGAGAUGGUACUGUGAGGAAAACAAGACACGAGCCAGAUGGAAGUGCUGCUUUAGUUUUACAGGACAUAUUUACUUUACCAAAAAACAGAAAGAAGACAAUUGUUUUUAAUCACAAUGAUCAUGUGGCUUCUUCAGUUGAAGAUGGAAAACAGUUUCGUGAUCAACCGGAGCAGGAGUUCACAAACACUAGAAGUGCUGUAACGUGAUUAUGGAUAUUAUUUCUUGAAUCAAGAAAUGAAAAAAAGGCUGCUUGAAACAUGUAGGGACUUAUAGACCAACCAUUUUGACUUGUUUCAGUCAUAUUUAAUUUUUCUUGAAGCUGCCAUAUUUAUAACCAUUUUAAUGGAACCAAUGCAUGCAAAACUAUAUAUAGAGAGCUGCAGUCUGCACAGAUGUUGCCACUGUCAAAUCUAACAAUCACUGACAUUUGCAUUUAAUCCACAGUCCAUCUCUGUAUACCAGUGAGAGUCUGAUGGUUGUAAAGUGUCCUGUUUGUACUUCGUAGCUGGAUGGGCUGACAAAAUGAAAAAUUCUACAUAGACAAAAUCUAUGUAUAAAUACAAAGAAAGAGGUCACAUGCUGUAUAUAUAGCAGUGUGUACAAACUAGUAUUGUAUUGUUCUGGGUUAAGCUGUG
Molecule: messenger RNA, 1689 nt
Organism: Tachysurus vachellii
Lineage: Eukaryota; Metazoa; Chordata; Actinopteri; Siluriformes; Bagridae
Product: tumor necrosis factor receptor superfamily member 14-like
Exons: 9
Coding region: 382-1260 (292 amino acids)
Biological process (GO): defense response to Gram-negative bacterium; positive regulation of peptidyl-tyrosine phosphorylation; defense response to Gram-positive bacterium
Cellular component (GO): external side of plasma membrane; membrane
Molecular function (GO): transmembrane signaling receptor activity; protein binding
Source: RefSeq, a predicted model, not a curated record